Alternaria metachromatica is the source of this 1566-nucleotide messenger RNA. RefSeq lists its product as uncharacterized. NCBI's taxonomy places the organism in Eukaryota, Fungi, Ascomycota, Dothideomycetes, Pleosporales, Pleosporaceae. The transcript is spliced from 2 exons. The record is from RefSeq and is a predicted model, not a curated record. Bases 1 to 1566 code for a protein of 521 amino acids.
AUGUUCUCAUGGUAUCAAAAUUCGACCAGAUGCUACGUCUAUCUCUCCGAUGUGAUAGCUCCGCCUCGGACGCCUUGGAAGGAUGCGUUCCAGAAGAGCAAAUGGUUCACUAGAGGCUGGACUCUACAGGAACUACUCGCCCCAUCUUCUGUCGAGUUCUUCACCGUUGAUGGUGAACGCCUAGGUGAUAGGCAAACACUAUCGCAGGCCAUCCGUCAGGCUACAUCUAUCUCUUGGCGAGCUUUGAAGACCACUCCGCUGCAUCUCUCAGACUUCAGUAUAGACGAGCGCCUGUCCUGGGCAGCUGGGCGGGAAACCAAACGUGAAGAGGACGCAAUUUACUCUCUACUGGGUCUCUUCGACGUACACAUGCCACCUAUCUACGGAGAGGGCAAAGCAAAUGCAUUUGAUCGCCUCGAAUCAGAGAUUGAACGAAAGCUGGUACUUGAUAGUUCACGGAAAAGGAGCGCCUCGGAAGCUUUUGAAACGACGCUCACUGGCCUGGAAGGAAGUAACUCGAAGCUGAAACAAUCUACAAGCGACAGGGCUCAAGAGCAUUCAGUGGUAAUGCAAGACUGGUGGGCUGAAGCAAUCGCUAGGAAUAUGGGAACACCCAGAGGCUAUGCAAAAGUUACUGUGUUGCUUUUGAAAUGGGCAGAUGAACUGGAUGAGCUGCAAACGAGCAACGAAGUAGAAGAGCUCGGACAUAUCUUCCAGGACCGAUUUAAUUUUGAGAUUGAAGUUGCCGAACUCAACCACCGAAGCAAACCACAACGUCAGAUGGAUCGAAUCAUCACCACAUUCGUCGAAGCCCACGAUCAGCCUCGUAACUUGUUGAUCGUGUACUAUACGGGCCAUGCUAUCCACUAUAAGAAUGCCGGUCGACUCGAAUUCUUGCCAUCCUCGCAACCACCAGCGGCCGGUGGCACUUCUACCAGUGGUCAGAUAAACUGGUAUAAGACAGAAGACUUCCUUUGUUCGGACGAAGUCGAUGGCGACAUUCUUGCGAUACUGGACACAGAGUAUGCGAGUAAUGGCGAUGUACGUCAUGUGUCCAAUGACGAACGCGACUCGAAUUACAAAGAUCAAGGGACUGCCAGGCGAUUCCAGUUGAUAAGCAGCCGUGACAAUCCAGCUCCUGGCUCCGAGUCGCUCACGCGCGCAUUGAUCGACGGGUUAAAAGAGCUCUGGGAGCGCAACAGGACUUCUGGUUUCUCGACUCAGGACCUUCAUCAGUGCAUUGAGAUGAACCCAAUCCGGUCAGGCAUAAGCUCUAAGAUGUGGUCUUUGCUACCGAACAAGCGCCAUAUUCUUCUGACACCGAUAGCGCAUUCGGAAAAUGAUACGUGCGAAUUCCAGCAGCAUCGUAGUCGCCCUGAACGAGGUUACUUGAAGCUCGGCCUCGAACUCAAGGACUCGUCUUUGGAUCAGGAACAGAUAGAGAGUCUUGCAAAGAUCUUGUGGUCAUCGUUGGAUAAUCAGUCUAUAGGCCUACAGGGUAUUGAUUGGCUUGGGUUCGAGCGUCGGGACAAGGGCCACUCUCGUCUUCAGCAUCUCUCUCCUUGA